Messenger RNA from Sipha flava (yellow sugarcane aphid), 1174 nucleotides. RefSeq names its product target of rapamycin complex subunit lst8 (gene Lst8). The record is from RefSeq and is a predicted model, not a curated record. Lineage: Eukaryota; Metazoa; Arthropoda; Insecta; Hemiptera; Aphididae. Gene Ontology annotation, biological process: TOR signaling; regulation of actin cytoskeleton organization. Gene Ontology annotation, cellular component: TORC1 complex; TORC2 complex. The coding region runs from base 175 to 1110 and encodes 311 amino acids. Gene Ontology annotation, molecular function: protein binding. The transcript has 8 exons.
UUUUUUUUAUAACACGAGUAAUAAGAACUUAAAAAUACAUAUCAAUAUUAAAUUAAAAUUGAUAACUGUGCUUAAAAGUUGUAUUAACAAUACUGUUUAACGUUUAAGUAAAUAUUGCUACCACAGAUCCGAAAAUGAAAAUAAUGUUUGAGUUGUAAUAAAUUAUACAAUACAAUGGUAGACAGUGCAUUGACUGAAAAAGUACUGUUGGCCACUGGAGGAUAUGAUCAUACAAUUAAGUUAUGGCAUGCAAACACUGGAGUUUGCAAUAGGAGCUUGACACAUUUAGAUUCUCAAGUAAAUGCAUUAGAAAUAACUCCUGACAGACAACUCUUAGCUGCUGCAGGAUUUCAACACAUUCGUAUGUAUGAUUUAAAUUCAAGCAAUCCAAAUCCAAUUUUAAAUUAUGAAGGGAUUUCAAAAAACAUAACUGGUGUUGGAUUUCAUGAAGAUGGCAAAUGGAUGUUUACAUGUGGAGAAGAUUACUGUGCUCGUGUUUGGGAUUUAAGAUCUAGAAACUUGCAGUGUCAGCGUAUAUUUGAAACAAAUGCACCUAUUACUAGUAUAUGCCUUCAUCCAAAUCAAGGAGAGUUAAUAUUGGGUGAUCAGUCUGGUUUACUUCAUCUGUGGGAUUUGAAAACUGAUCAUAAUGAACAACUUAUACCUGAAGUUGAUGCUUCCAUACAAUGUGUGGCUAUUGACUCUAGUGCAAAUUAUGUUGCUUCUGUAAAUAAUAAAGGAAACUGUUACCUAUGGAAGUUGAAUGGAAAUGGUACUAGACUCAGUCCAAAGCACAAAAUGAUUGCUCAUAGAAAAUAUGCUCUUCAUUGUAAAUUUAGUCCAGAUUCAUCACUAUUAGUAACAUCUUCAGCAGAUCAAACAGCUUGUAUUUGGAAAACUAGUGAUUUUUCUUUAAAACAAGAAUUAAAAGAUGAACACCAAAGAUGGGUAUGGGAUACAGCUUUUAGUAAUGACUCGGAGCAUUUAUUAACAGCUUCAUCAGAUGGUAUGGCCAGAUUAUGGAACAUAGAGACUGGAAAUAUAGAACGAGAAUAUGAAGGACAUCAAAAAGCACUUACAGCUUUGGCAUUUUGUGAUUCAUUUAGUUAAAAAUCAUUAAGAAAUAAAGUUGGAGAAACAAAGACAUGCAUUUGUACCUCCAAAACCAAAUGCA